ACCUUGUCUCAUUCCCAUUCCCAUUCUCAAUUCUAUUCCUCAAAUCUCAUCACUCUGCAAUUCUGCAUUUUAUUUAUAAUUAUAAACCUCUGUGAGUUAGUUGUUGCAGAACAAUCAUGGCGCUCAAGGCGGUUCAUGUCUCCGACGUUCCUAAUGUCUCCUCGGCUCUCUAUUCCUCCACCGCCUUCUCACAAAGCGUUGAAGUGGUCGGGAAAGUGGCGUACAAGCCGCCCAAGUUUCUCGUGGUCGGGCACAGAGGGAGCGGGAUGAAUGUUUUGCAGUCGUCGGAUCGGAGAUUGACGGUUGUCAAGGAGAACUCCAUUGUUUCUUUCAAUGCCGCCGCCAAUUACCCCGUAGAUUUCAUAGAGUUUGAUGUUCAGGUGACAAAAGAUGGCUGCCCUGUCAUUUUCCACGACGAUUUCAUCCUUACCCAGCAAAAUGGUGUUACAUGUGAGAAGAGGGUAACAGAUUUGAGCCUGGGAGAAUUCCUGAGCUACGGCCCUCAAAAGGAAACCGACAAGACAGGAAAACCACUUCUUAGGAAAACCAAAGACGGCGAUGUUUACACGUGGGCGGUCGAAACCGACGAUGCGUUAUGUACUCUCCAAGAAGCUUUCGAGGGAGUGAACUCUGCCCUGGGCUUCAACAUCGAGCUCAAGUUCGACGACUACGUAGAUUACCAGCAAGACCACCUCGUCCGUGUUCUUCGGGACGUGUUGGAAGUUGUGAUUGCGCAUGCCAAGGAUCGGCCCAUCAUUUUCUCGUCUUUUCACCCUGACGCGGCUCUGCUUGUCAAGAAACUUCAGAGCGUUUAUCCUGUCUUCUUCCUCACCAAUGGGGGCACUGAGAUCUAUGAUGAUGUGAGGAGGAACUCCUUGGAGGCGGCUAUGAAACUGUGUUUGGAAGGUGGCCUGGAAGGGAUUGUUUCUGAGGUUAAAGGCAUCUUUAGAAACCCGGCGGCUGUGAACAAGAUCAAGGAGUCUGAUCUCUCACUCCUCACAUAUGGCAAGCUCAACAAUGUGGUGGAAGUGGUGUAUAUGCAGCACAUGAUGGGCAUUGAUGGAGUGAUUGUGGAUUUUGUUGAGGAAAUAGGAGAGGCUGUUUGGGAGAUGUUGAAGCCAUCCAAGGAGGAGGAAGAAGAAGAAGUAUUCAAAGGGGAUGCAGUUCAAAAACCCAAAUUCUCAAAGAGGGAGUUGACAUUUUUGCUUAAACUCAUACCUGAAUUGAUUCAACAAUAACAUUAGCCCAGCGCCAAAUGUUAUGUUGUAUAUAAGAUGUUUGAAGAUCAGUCAUUCACUACAUGGAAUGGAAGUAUGUAUGUAUUAACGGUUAGGGAAGGAAGGGCAUUCUCAUCUGUUUCUGCUCUGUAAUGGAUGACGGUGUACUUUAUAAUUUAUAUACAUGGUGGAUGGGCACACAAAAUGAAUCAGUGCUCACUUUUUUA
Ipomoea triloba (trilobed morning glory) is the source of this 1444-nucleotide messenger RNA. RefSeq names its product glycerophosphodiester phosphodiesterase GDPD1, chloroplastic-like. Lineage: Eukaryota; Viridiplantae; Streptophyta; Magnoliopsida; Solanales; Convolvulaceae. Gene Ontology annotation, biological process: glycerophospholipid catabolic process. Bases 117 to 1238 code for a protein of 373 amino acids. The record is from RefSeq and is a predicted model, not a curated record. Gene Ontology annotation, molecular function: phosphoric diester hydrolase activity. The transcript has 5 exons.